GGGUUUGUGAGCUUCACUCGCAGGCUCCUGUGUGUGCCAUAGCAGACUGUCUGCCAGGUGCCUGCAACCUCGGCUAAGUGGAGGCUUGCAAUAAUCGCUCUUUCAAAGAGCAAUUCAGAGUAAUUGUGUAGAUGCUAUGGAAAGCACAUCUUCUGUAAUUUGGUGCAAUGAAGCUCGAUACCGGAAUGGUUCAGGUUGGUGCGGGCAAUGCUGCAGUUGACCUCCAGCAGCGUGACCCAUUCCAGGACCUUCCGCUGGUGACAGGGACAUGGGACGGCUUCUGUCACUUUCCAGAUGGUUCAUUACAACUGACAUCCAGCUUAAUCUCGGUGGGAAGGAACCUGAGAAAAUUUCUCUUCGUUGCUCUGGGACGUCACACAUUUGUAACCGUAAGACACGUCAGGUUCCUUAUACCUUUUAAAGUUUUAACGUGACCUUUUCCAAUGAGGAUGUCUGGUACCGUUUCUAUAAAGGACGACCCCGAAACGAUGAAGGGAUCGGAGACCGACCUGGAACACUCCGGCUCACUUGAAAACCUCCUCCAACCUGCAGGACAAGACAGAGCGCCAACCGAGAAAGAGGAGAGCAGCGAGAGCAAACAGGAUGCCACGCGACCAGUGCAGCCUUUGGGGCAGACAGGAAAAAGGUCGAAGUCGAGUUCAAAGUUAAAGCUAGUGCGAAGCCUGGCGAUUUGUGAAGAGUCUCCUCCUCCUUCCACAGCUGACAGCCCGCUGGACAUACAGGAAUUGAUACCAGUCCAGCCCGCGCCAUCGCCAGGAAAAGAGGAAAAACCUUUGAAGGAUGAAACUGAGAAGGGAAAUGAAAAGUCCGCACGUAAAAUGCUUUCACGAGAUUCCAGUCAGGAAUACACCGAUUCCACCGGUAUAGAUCUCCAUGAGUUUUUAGUGAACACACUGAAAAGUAAUCCCAGGGAUAGAAUGAUGCUGCUGAAAUUGGAACAGGAUAUAUUAGAUUUCAUCGCAACCAAUGAAAUGCAACGUAAGAAGUUCCCGCCGAUGACCUCGUAUCACAGGAUGCUUCUGCACAGAGUCGCUGCGUAUUUUGGCCUUGAUCAUAACGUCGAUCAGAGUGGAAAAUCUGUCAUUGUGAAUAAAACAAGCAAUACAAGAAUCCCUGAUCAGAAAUUCGAGGAACAUAUCAAGGAUGAAAAAAGCGUAGAUUUCCAGAAGCGCUACAUUCUCAAGAGGGAUAACUCCAGUUUAGACAAAGAUGAUAAUCAGAUGAGGAUGAGAUUAAAAGAGGACAGAAGAAGCAAAUCCAUCGAAGAACGGGAGGAAGAAUACCAGCGAGCCCGUGAGAGAAUAUUUGCACAGGAAUCAUUAUGUUCUCAGGAGAAUUACCUCACCGAUAAGAGAAUCCAAGAGGAAGAGUCUAAUAUUACCCAGCAGAGACGCCAGAUAUUUAGGAUCAAUAAAGACGCUUCAGGUAGAUCAGGAAACAGCCUCUACAGCAGUACUGAGAAUGAUCUGAAGUACAAUGAGCCGCGGCCGUGGAGCAGUACCGACUCUGACAGCUCCAUCAGAAACCUGAAGCCCGCUGUCACCAAAGCUAGCAGCUUCAGUGGGAUUUCGGUUUUGACACGAGGGGAUAGCUCUGGAAGCAGCAAAAGCACAGGCAGGCUUUCCAAAACAGGUUCAGAGUCUUCUAGUAGUGUAGGGUCAUCCACUGGUUCUCUGUCCCACACCCAGCAGCCUCUUCCAGUAACCGCCAUAAACCAACCCUCACAUGGCACAGCUGCCGUCUAUCCGGCUGUCAGCACUAGUAAUUCUCUUUCCUUUGAUGGUGGCAUGAGUGGGCAAGUGGCUCCAUCUAGCGCUAGCUUCUUUUUGCUUCCCUUGGAAGCUGCAGGCAUUCCUCCUGGCAGUAUUCUGAUCAACCCACAAACAGGUCAGCCAUUUUUAAACCCAGACGGCACUCCAGUUGUCUACAAUCCUCCAGUAACUCAGCAGCCGAUUAGGACCCAAGUGCCUGCUCCCAUCCCCCCUCCUCCUCCACCACCUCCACCCCCACCACCUGCCCCUCCACAGCAAACUCCCAACCACCUACUACAACAGCCUAUCCGGUCUCUGCCAUCUUCUUCGCAGCCUGUUCAGUACCCAGCCGUCUCUUAUCCACCCCCGCUCCUGCAGGUCUCACCCACUCAACAGUACACUGUGCCAGACAACAUGAACACUCAAUUUAGCCAUAUGAGUCUUGCCAGGCAGCAAUCGGCCGAAUCUUCAGAUGCUCAUCCAACCAUGUUCCAGUCCACCGUGGUGCUCCAACCAUCUCCGCAAUCUGGCUACAUCAUGGCGCCCCCUCCUCCACCUCCACCGCCCCCACUAGGCCAGUCUCACCAUCCUUCCAACUACAACUCCAGCCAGUCUGUCAAUCAGCCAGUGCUGCAGCCACAGGGAUACAUCCAGCCCCCCUCUCUCCAGCAGAUCCAGACCUGCUACUGUAACCCAAAUCAAUUUUCUCACUCAAACCAACAAUAUCGACCAGUAACAUCUGUCCAGUUCAAUUCCCAACCAAACCAAACCCUGCCACAAGCUGCCCACCAAACAGGUUACACGACUGUAAUGCCCAGCCAGCAACCAAACUACCAGGGUAUGAUGAAUGUCCAGCAGCAGAAUCAGGCCUUGGUUAGUGGCCAGCCUGGCAGUCUAUCCAAUCCUAUUCAGGGUGUGAUGGUGCAGUACUCCUCAAUGCCCUCUUACCAGGUACCAGUUCGGCAAGGCUCCCAGUCUGUACCCCAACAGCCAUAUCACCAACAGGUGCUCAUCCCUAACCAGUCCAACCAGGGGCACUUAUCGACCGCAGGGAUGCCCGUCUAUUACAGCGUCAUUUCUCCAGGGCAACAAAAUAACUUGAGCUCGUCGAUGGGAUAUAUGCACCCUCCAGGGUCUGACCAGAUGCAGUUCCCUAGAGCAACCUCUCCGUGUUCUCAAGCACUGCAUGGUCCUCCGUGUACAGCUGUACCAGCACCUCCCCCUGGUGGCGGAAUGGUAAUGAUGCAGCUCAACGUUCCCAACAACCCACCACCUCAAACACAUUCGCCACCUCAGUGGAAGCCAAAUAAAUAUUAUUGUGACCAUCAGAGGGCACAUAAAACCGUAGAAUAUGGCAGCCUAGAUCAUUCUACACAGCAUAGUUCCCACAUUAGCAGUCCUGUCACAUCACCCAAUCAGUCGCCAGUUCCUGUGCAGUUAGCCAACAUGAAAAACAUCCGCCCGGGUUUAACGCCUCUCCCUUUAGUUCCACAUUUUUCUAGACCUUUUGUUCCUGGCCAAGGUGACACAAGAUAUCCGUUACUUGGUCAGCCAUUACAGUACAAUGCUCCUCAGUUAGUGCACGGACAUAUACAAGGUCAGUCUGGACACAGACAUGGAAAUCGGGGAAAAAAAACGGCAAGAAAAGCUGCUUCCACUGACCUUUCUGCUGGUGAACCAGUCAUCGGUAAGGUCUUAGAAAUCACAGAACUGCCAGACGGGAUAAGUCGCAAAGAUGCAGAAAUGCUUUUUGGUGAACUCUUUAAAGUAGGUGCUAAAAUCCGGUGGCUCCGGGACCCCCACUCGCAGCAGACACCGCACCAACAGCAACAUAACCAACACUACUGCAGCAGUGGAGACAACCACACGAGUUCCGAACAGCCCAACCCUUCCACAGACUUGGCCUCUACUUACACCAUCGUCGCCACCUUCCCCACAGUGUCCGCCGCACAGAUUGCACUGAAGAAACACAAUAAUUUAAUGAACAAGUUUAGACUGAGAACAAGCAGAAAGCCCUACGACCUUCACAUCCUAGAAAGAGCAAGCUCUCAAUAGAACGGAGAGGGAGGCCUGGUCACCAGGGGGUCGGCCUCCCCCCUCAGUCACCACCAACGAUUGAAAAGUGCUUCUCUUCUGUACAGAGACAACACUGUUGAUUUCGAACGAUCAUGACCUACUAAACUGAAGACCAUCCUAUGGAACCGGCAUAGAAGAAAAUCGAACAGCAGGAUUGAACCCUCUCCCCUUCCCCUUUUAUAGUCUGUUUGUUUUAUAUUUAUAUUUCUGUAUUGGACCCAAACUUCUCUUGUACAGAGGAAAAAUUGUUGUUCAUACUGAAUGCCCAUGAUGGAAAAAGAAAAAAAGAAGGAAAAAAAGAGAGAAAAAAAAAAACAAAACAAAAAAACCAAGUCUGUGUUUUCUACUCCUUUUCUUUUUUUCAAAGCCAGCACUUUGCCAUCCAUUUUCCUAGAACAGGGUGGGGAAACUUAAACGCUGCACUAAAAAAAUGAAAUAAAUAAAAAGAUUCUAUAUACAAUACAUAGAAAUAUAUAUUAUAAUAAUUAUAGACCUACUACUGUUUGGAAGAGACAUCUAGUUCUGUUCCCCUGAUGUCCAAGGGGAUGCCGUUAAAACUACUGGUUCUCUUCACCAUGCCCUUCAGAAGUUCUAUAAUUUAAGGCUUUGUGAAAAUUCAUUGUAAAUAAAUUAUGUUUCUCACUAAA
Rana temporaria (common frog) is the source of this 4495-nucleotide messenger RNA. RefSeq names its product R3H domain containing 1 (gene R3HDM1). Gene Ontology annotation, molecular function: nucleic acid binding. The transcript has 27 exons. Bases 444 to 3827 code for a protein of 1127 amino acids. The record is from RefSeq and is a predicted model, not a curated record. Lineage: Eukaryota; Metazoa; Chordata; Amphibia; Anura; Ranidae.